AGUUAAUUAAUUAAUUAAAGUGUGUGUCUGAAUUUGCAAAAAUGGCUUUUCCUUUUCCUCUUUCUUUUUGGGUUCCUUUGGUGUUGUUUGUUUUGGUGGAAUCCGCCGGCGGCGCGUGGGACCCAAUAAUCCGGUGGCCGACGGACCGCCGUGGGAGUGACGAGAACGCCACCAGAUGGGCGGUGCUGGUCGCCGGCUCCAAUGGCUAUGGGAAUUAUCGCCAUCAGGCUGAUGUUUGUCAUGCCUACCAAAUACUUAAAAAUGGGGGUUUGGAAGAUGAGAACAUAGUAGUUUUCAUGUACGACGACAUUGCGAACAAUGGACUCAAUCCGAGAAAAGGAACAAUCAUUAACCAUCCGAAGGGAGGCGAUGUUUACGCCGGUGUUCCCAAGGACUACACGGGCAAGCAUGUGACAGCGGAUAACUUCUAUGCGGCACUUCUAGGUGACAAACAUGCAGUGAAAGGCGGGAGUGGAAAAGUAGUCGAUAGUAAGCCGAAUGAUAGAAUAUUCAUAUACUACUCGGAUCAUGGUGGCCCAGGCGUGCUCGGUAUGCCGAAUACACCAUACAUAUAUGCGAGAGAUUUCAUCAAUGUGUUGAAGAAAAAGCACGCGGCUAAAUCCUACAAAGAAAUGGUUAUAUAUGUUGAGGCAUGCGAGAGUGGGAGUAUAUUUGAAGGGUUGAUGACAAAUGAUUUGGACAUAUAUGUGACAACGGCAUCAAAUGCAGAAGAGAAUAGUUAUGGCACGUAUUGUCCCGGAAUGGACCCUCCACCGCCGCCGGAAUACAUCACAUGCUUAGGAGAUUUGUAUAGUGUAUCUUGGAUGGAAGAUAGCGAAUCUCAUAACCUCAAGAAAGAGACAAUAGAGCAACAAUAUUGUAAGGUCAAGGAACGAACGUCCAACUUCAAUGAUUACAAUAUCGGAUCUCAUGUUAUGGAAUACGGGAACACAAACAUCUCCUCCGAGAAGCUCUAUUUGUAUCAAGGGUAUGAUCCGGCAACCGAAAACCUUCCUCCAAAUGAAAUCCAUUUGAAACAAAAGAUGAAGACCGUCAACCAGAGAGAUGCCGACAUUCUUUUCUUAUGGGAGCGAUACAAGAUGUUGGACGAUAAAUCAAGUGAGAAGAAUGAAGUUUUGAAGCGCAUGACCGACAAGAUAGUGUAUAGGAAACAUUUGGAUGCCAGUGUAGACACGAUCGGUUAUCUUUUAUUCGGCCCCCACAAUGGCCCCUCCGUUCUCAAACAUGUCCGAAGCCGAGGUUUGCCCCUUGUCGAUGAUUGGGAUUGUUUAAAAUCAAUGGUUCGGGUGUUCGAGUCGCAUUGUGGUUCGUUGACUCAGUACGGAAUGCAACACAUGCGGGCAUUUGCAAAUAUAUGUAACAACGGAGUUUCGACUAAGGCGAUGGAGGAAGUUACCAUGACGGCUUGCGGCAAUCGGAUCUUCGGUAAGUGGAGUGGGUUGAGUGAAGGCUAUAGUGCCUAAGGUUAAGAUUGUGAAGAGUUGAGAGUUGGGGUUGGUUAUAUAUAUAUUGUGCAAAUUAAGUUUAAUGUUGGAUUGGUGUCUUAAAUAAGAUUUGUAUAGGCUAACUUGGCAAUGCCCUUUAGGACAUAUAUCGAUCGAUUUAGCUAUA
Messenger RNA from Andrographis paniculata, 1632 nucleotides. Its product is annotated as legumain-like. Gene Ontology annotation, biological process: vacuolar protein processing. The coding region runs from base 42 to 1484 and encodes 480 amino acids. The transcript has 9 exons. The record is from RefSeq and is a predicted model, not a curated record. Lineage: Eukaryota; Viridiplantae; Streptophyta; Magnoliopsida; Lamiales; Acanthaceae. Gene Ontology annotation, molecular function: cysteine-type endopeptidase activity.